Corythoichthys intestinalis (scribbled pipefish) is the source of this 1270-nucleotide messenger RNA. RefSeq names its product class I histocompatibility antigen, F10 alpha chain-like. The transcript has 6 exons. The coding region runs from base 1 to 1089 and encodes 362 amino acids. Gene Ontology annotation, cellular component: external side of plasma membrane. NCBI's taxonomy places the organism in Eukaryota, Metazoa, Chordata, Actinopteri, Syngnathiformes, Syngnathidae. The record is from RefSeq and is a predicted model, not a curated record. Gene Ontology annotation, biological process: immune response.
AUGUGUGUAUUUAAUAAUGAUGGAACCAGUGCGGGUCACAAAAAGGUCACGGGUGUUUUUCUCCAUACAGUGAUCCACUCGCUCAAGAAUAUCGUGAUUGCGUCGUUUCAAAUUCCAAACUUCCCAGAGUAUUUGAGCGCGGGCUACGUUGACGGCAUUCAGAUUUUACAAUACGACAGCAAGAGCAGGAAAUUGGUAGCAAAACAGGAGUGGAUGAAGAAAAUCAUAGCAGAGGACCCACGCUACUGGGAGAGACAGACAGAAAUCAAUAUUGAUAAUCAGCAGGCCAACAACGUCAGCAUUCAAAUUCUUCAAGAGCGCUUCAACAAAACAGGAGGUCUUCACAUGAUUCAGUGGAUGUCUGGUUGCCAAUGGGACGAUGAGACCGACCAGGUCGAUGGUUGGACUCACUACGCUUACGACGGAGAAGACUUCAUAUGGUUUGAUUUGAAGGGAAUGAGAUGGAUCGCCGUCCACCCGCGGGCUGUCAUCACCAAAAACAAGUGGGACCGAGAAGAGGGCUAUAAUGAAUUCUUGAAGUUUUACGCAACUGAGGACUGCCCUUCUUACUUGAAGAAGUACCUGAGCUUUGGGAGGGACGUCCUGAGGAGAACAGAGCUCCCACGGGUGUCCCUGCUGCAGAAGACGGCGGGAUGGCCGGUCACCUGCCACGCUACCGGUUUCUACCCAAGGGCGGCCGUCCUCUUCUGGAGGAAGGAUGGCGAGCGGCUCGACGAGAACGUGGAGAUGAACGAGAUCCUUCCCAACCACGACGGGACCUUCCAGACCAGCGCUCGCCUCGUAACGGUGGACGAGCGCGCUCGCUACGAGUGCGUCUUCCGGCUGGACGGCGUGCCGGAGGACGUCGUCACCCCGCUGUACCUCGCCAAGGUGUUGAGCAACGAGCGCAUAGAAGAGCGACAAAGGAGGAGGACGGUGGACAUCACCAUCCCUUUGGUCCUCCUUUUUCUUGCUGUCGCUGUCUUGGUCUUCAAGUACAAGAAGGCACAGACAGUCUGCUUAUCUCGAGGAAAGGAGGCAAGCUGUCCCAAAACAUCUGAUAAACAUGGAGGCUGGGAUGAGUGCUGAAUCAGACAGUGUGCACGGAGGAUCUACGUCUCCUCCAAAAAUGGAGCGUACAGUCGCUGAAGGGGAAAUGACUGAGCCAGCCCUGCCAGGCUGUGACCAACCCUCCUCUGCUGAGGCUCCACUGCCUCAACGGGAGGAGACCCUGGUAGCAGGUGAUCGACCCCCUUCAGACGAGACCCAA